Messenger RNA from Notodromas monacha, 680 nucleotides. Lineage: Eukaryota; Metazoa; Arthropoda; Ostracoda; Podocopida; Cyprididae. The record is from the annotation of a GenBank genome assembly.
UUUUCCUCUUUUUGCGUCGGAUGAAAAGGAGGAACGAAUACAUAACAUGGAGCAAUCCGCCUUGUUGCGUGCACAACAUCAUCGUGGGGAAGCUGUGGUACGAGCAAUACGGACAAAUGGAGAUUGAGAACCACACUACAAAGUACAGAUGCUCUCUGACCUUCAGGUCUGCUGGUUGGUUUUCAAAGAACCUUCAUGCCGUUGAAGGAUUCGUUCUUGACGAAAGAAAGCAGAGAAUGAAGUUCCUCUAUGGUCGAUGGGUGGAUAUUUUCAAGUCCAUCGGGGUUCAAGAUUACGAGGAUUAUGCCAAGAACAACGACAAUAAAAUCAGAAAGCAGAGAAUGAAGUUCCUCUAUGGUCGAUGGGUGGAUAUUUUCAAGUCCAUCGGGGUUCAAGAUUACGAGGAUUAUGCCAAGAACAACGACAAUAAAAUCAGGGAAGAGCCGCCGAGUAGUCCGAUGCACGGCGGCGAGAGAAGCAAGGAAGACGAGUCCGUGUCGCCCGGGAAGCGAUCCGGAAGGAAGAUGUUGAGCAAACUCAACAGCCUCACGUCAUCUGUGAGUAGUGCUAUGCACAGCCUCGGGCCGCCGAGCUUCUCUAUUGACACCGGCUCUCAGCAACACCCGCUGGAUAAGGUGAAGGAGAAUUAGGGAAUGUGCCGUAAUAAAUGAUGAUGAUGC